GUGCGCGCCCCGACAUAUUAUCAAAAAUGCCGUGAUCAGCAAUGGCAUAUAUCCAUGCUUGAGGCUUAUCAGGGCAGCUAUUUGGCCCAGAUUGUUGAGCUGAAACAGCGACUCUCCAACGAGCAUGCCAGAAAUGCCCGUCUUUCAAAACCAGUAAAUAGUGAGAUUAACUUGGCUACUGCUCUCGAAUCUGCAACUGGUAGGGGCAAAGACACGUCCGAGGUAAAGACUCAUAGAUCUACCCCAGGUCGACCUGCCUCUCCUACUGGCUUUGCAGAUUCACCUCCCAUUAGAGUCAUCUAUUCUGGAGACUGCACUGAACCGGACUCUGCCACAAUUGCUCCUCAUCUUGCCUUCACCGCAUCCGAAGCUAGCCAUUCAAAUGCUAAUACUGUUGGUGAAGGCAGUGGCGAUUGUGUACCCAGUAGUAGAAAACUUACUUGUUCAAAUGGCUUGUGCUCUAGUCUUCCCUCCAGGCACUCCAAAUCAUUCUUGAUCUCUUCAGACAAAAUGCUCCCAACACCUUCUCCUCAGGAUGUAUCCACCAGAUUACCUGGUCGCAAGCUUCGCGAAAUAGCAACGCAAGCGGACGCUAUAACAUCUACAGUAGAUAUCGGUGAUGAAAUAUGCUUAGAGUCUAAGCCCCACACAUCUCUUAGCUUUGAUGGAGCCAGACGGUCAAACCAAAUGAACGCAGUCAUCGCUCUUGCUCUCGAUCAUCCGUCGCCUGCUUCGCAUACGUCAUCCCCACUAAUCAGCAAGGGUGGCAAAAUUUGUCAGCAAAAUUUCGUUCCUAUAUUCAAUCAUGAUCUGCUCAGCUCCUCCGGAGUUCGAUAUGAUCACAAUGCCGAGGCACAGACUUCGGUUGAGGAGUCUGAUGAUAUAGACGAGGAGCUGGAGAAUACGCGAACUAAUUUUGUCAGAGUAUCAGUUUGCGAAAAUUCUCAAUCCCAACAGUACUAUAUUACAGAGCGAGAGCAGGUAAUCGAGGAUGACGGAGAAGAUGAUGGGGAUGUAGUCAGGUGUUUAGAGCUAGGCGAGGUUUCUUGUGAUGAAGAAGACGUAAGAGAAUCAGAGGAACAUCUGAACGAGGAGGGAAUUGAAGAGGAGGAAGGGGAGGAAGAAAGCGAAGGAGGUGAGGAGGGUGAGGGAAGCGAAGAGCCUUACGAUGUUGAAGAGGAUUGUCUGGAAGACAAUAAAGCAGAAGAGGACAGUGGGACUGACGACACCCCUAUAACACCCGGACCCUUUGAUCACAUCGCCCGGUCAUACUACUUAUUCUGCCCUACUUCAUCAGGAGACCAGUCCCGGCGUCGUCGUCAUGCUUGCGAGGCAGACACUGAAUUACCCUAUAAAGAAAUAGAAACUCCAUCCUCUUCAACGUUGAGCCGGCGUAAUCCUGAAUGUACUCAGCCUCCUUGUCUUUCUGCAGCCAGUUUUACACCCUUUGCCUGUCCUGUUUCCACUACUGCUAUUUCUACUACCUACAUUGAGACCUGCACCUCAAACAGCAUUAAUUCUUCUUUUGCCGCCUCUGCAAUCUGCAAGAUUGUCACUGAAAUGUCCCUUGAUUUAUCUUCGUCACUAGCACCUCCACUACCCUCUCUGUCUUCUAUGAGCUCCAGCUUGUUAGCAACCUCUAAUUUUUCAGUACUAAAUCCGAUUGAUGCACAAGAUUUUAGCCGUUCAAGUGUCUGUACUGUUAGUGGCACAUGUGGAAACUACGUUCAGUCCCACCUGAUAAGCCCAGUAGUUCUCUCAACGAUAAAUCCACAUAUACCUCUUUCCGAAAAAUGCAAGGACAGGAUUAAGGAAGAUAGGCGAUCUACAGUAAGUCUCGUUUCUGCUAUUGUAUCCUCGCUUUGA
Molecule: messenger RNA, 1866 nt
Organism: Protopolystoma xenopodis
Lineage: Eukaryota; Metazoa; Platyhelminthes; Monogenea; Polystomatidea; Polystomatidae
Source: the annotation of a GenBank genome assembly